AUGUACAAUGCCUCCCAUUUUGAUGAUUAUCAGAGGGAUGUCACCACAACAGCCGUUUUCAUCGACGCAAGCUACGUGUGCGCGCCAGACUACGAGACGCAGUUCGGCGGCGCCCGUGUUGCUUGCAACGAUCGGCGUCCCGAUUUCAUCGUUGCCGCAUCGCCGACACGCAGCACUGUGGGCGAUUUUCUCUUCAUGCUGGUGCGCCAACGUGUCAAACUCUUGGUCAUGCUGGAUGGCUUGCAAACGGCCAAUGAAAGAGCUGCAACGCCGAUGGUGGUGGAGGAUGAAGAGGAGGGCUACGUAGCAACAGUUCCCCAUUGGCCAGUAGGAGGCACUGAUGGCGGCGAUAAGGCUGUGGAUUUGGAGAACUUCUUUUCGACAUAUCACGCCUGUCAGGUGGUGCGACAUGCUGAGAAGUACACUCAUGACUGCUGUUGUCGAACGCUCUUUGUCACUCCCGUUGAUGGGAUGCAGCUCCAUUUCACCGGUUGGCCACGUCAUGGUGUUCCCCGGGUGGAUAUUUUCUAUAACUUCGUCGUUAAAUGCUUGAAGUAUCUCGACGACUUUGCCGUUGGUAGAGAUUACGGUCCACCGACAGUCCACUCCAGGCCUGACGACGGCAGAGCAGGCACCCUUGUUUGUGCUGCAGCGCUGCUCAGCCGCUUACGAAGCAACUCGCAGAAGGUGGAUGUUUUUGGAACUGUUUUGGCACUGAGUAAAUUUCGGCCUGGUAUCAUCACCUCAAAGGACCACUUGCAGUUCCUGUAUCUUUCUGUCCAGUGCUGCAUCAACUUUGAGAACUUUUUGCCAGAAUCUGAGGACGAGGAUGAGUGA
This is a messenger RNA of Echinococcus granulosus, 837 nucleotides long. Its product is annotated as Tyrosine-protein phosphatase non-receptor. Gene Ontology annotation, molecular function: protein tyrosine phosphatase activity. The coding region runs from base 1 to 837 and encodes 278 amino acids. Gene Ontology annotation, biological process: protein dephosphorylation. The transcript is spliced from 5 exons. The record is from RefSeq and is a predicted model, not a curated record. Lineage: Eukaryota; Metazoa; Platyhelminthes; Cestoda; Cyclophyllidea; Taeniidae.